This is a messenger RNA of Acanthosepion pharaonis, 750 nucleotides long. Lineage: Eukaryota; Metazoa; Mollusca; Cephalopoda; Sepiida; Sepiidae. The record is from the annotation of a GenBank genome assembly.
AUGUCUACCUCGACAAAAACACCACGAGAAAUCGAAAUUAGAAAACUGCGGAAGAAAUUACGACAGAUUGAGAAUCUUGAAAGACUCGAUAGAGAUCUUUUAGAAGAUGAAGUGAUUAAGGUGCUGAAAAAAGAUGCCAUUCGAGAACAGUUACGAAAAUUACUUAUUGAAGAAGCUGAGAAGCAAGCAAAUAUUGAAGCGCAACAAGCUCAAGAAGCAUUGGCAAAAGAAGAAAAAGUUAAAACUGAGAAAACCUUUGAUCGCACAUCGAAGCCUGAUACGCCUGGUAGCAUAAAAUUGAAUGAAGAUGAUUCACCGCCAUCUUACAAUGAAAUUAUUUCCUCAAAACAGAUACCUGGCCAAAAACAAAAAGGAAACAAUGUCUCACAAAAAAAUACCAAGGAGGAAAAAUCCCCUUCAAAUGAGCAAGAAUUAGAUCCAGAUGCAACACUUAAAGAUUUAUCAAAGAAAGAUCAAGCCAAAAAAGAUUCAUCCAAACGUAAACAAAUUAAAAAAUCCUGGAACCGCAGCCAGUUUAUUGUCUAUGAUUUAGAAGGCCACAAUGAUUUAGUGACAGACAUAGAUUCAAAUGAUAAGAUUCUCGUUACAGCCAGCCGUGAUACGACCAUAAGGUCAUGGAGUCUGAAGACCUUUGAAGAGCUUCAUAUAUUUGGAGGUCAUUCUGGUGGUGUUACCAGCCUGAAGCUCUUAACUGCUUCAGAAUCUCAAAAAAUUGGUAAAUAUGAUUGA